GGCGCGUGAGAUCCGCCUCUCUUCCCAUCAACCUGCGGCUCGUCCCGCUUUUCCAUUGGCCUUUUAUUCCACUGACAGGCGGCUAUUCCUGAACUCGCUUUAAUCGCAUCUAUUCCGCGUCUCCUUCGAUACGAUCGGAAGCGACAGAGUUAAUCUCGCUCUUAUCCACACACAGUUGUCUGUUUAGCUCGGAAUUAGACCGUGGUUUAUUGGUAGACGGUCGGUUGCGCUCUAAUUCAAUCAGCAGACAUCGCGCGGGAGGUGGGGCCACCGAACAGAACAGCGCGCACCACACCAUUCUUUUCCUGUAAGUGCAUAUAUAAAAGCGGCUGUUUAAUUAAUUCAAUUUCCAUUUAAACAGCCGAGAAACAUGAGUGAUUCAGAGAAACAAACAGUCUCCCUUAAAGACAAGGAUGGAGUUGAGAAAAGGGGACGAGGAAGACCAAGGAAACAUCCAAAGGAAUCGAGUGGGUCGCCAACUGCGAAAAGACCAAGAGGACGGCCAAAAGGCAGCAAAAACAAAGGCCCAUCCAAGAGAAAAUCAUCGGCUUCUGGCAGCAAACCUAAGGGCAAACCGAAGAAAGAGGAAAAGGAAAAACCUCAGGACUCAUCUGAGGACGCUGAGGAAGAUGACGAGGAGGAGCAGUAACAAUCUAACUGGAGCACUACCUCAUACUCAACCAAACAAACCAACCGUCUGCUCUCCAACCUGUGAAUAACAUGGAAUGUCAUUCACAUCUUUCUACAGCCACAAAAGAACAGUAAUAGAUGUAAUAUUCUGCAUAAUACCUGAGUUUUAUGUCAUUAGAUCAAAUAUACUGUAGAAAUCAGAAUCACACUGCAUACAAAAGUCACGUGUUUCCAGUUACUUUUACUAUAUAUCUAUUGGACUGAGGUGCUUUUCUACUUAUGCUUUGUUUGUAGUAUUGUUUAGUAAGUUUUGUGUCUAUGUUGUAGACUAGAUUUAGAUCAAGCUAUAAUUUAAUGUGUAACAUCAUGGGCUUAAUAGUUCUAUAGAAUGCAUUCAUUUUGAAUGUAGCUGUUUACAGUUUACCAAUUAACAGUUUACCUAGCUUUUUAUUAGUGUGUAUUACUGUGCAACCAUCAGUGAAAAUUUGUUUCAAGGCAGGUGCUUAUAUUUUGUAAUCAAAUAUAAGUUACCCAGGCCAGGUUUAAGGGAGCACGUAGUUUUAGCUUGAAGGAAUAGUUCAGCCAAAAAAAACAAACAAAAAAAAAAACUCACCCUCAGGCCAUCCAAGAUGUAAAUGAGUUUGUUUGUUCAA
Messenger RNA from Cyprinus carpio (common carp), 1283 nucleotides. RefSeq names its product high mobility group AT-hook 1b (gene hmga1b). Gene Ontology annotation, biological process: regulation of DNA-templated transcription. The transcript is spliced from 5 exons. NCBI's taxonomy places the organism in Eukaryota, Metazoa, Chordata, Actinopteri, Cypriniformes, Cyprinidae. Gene Ontology annotation, cellular component: chromatin; nucleus. Bases 371 to 649 code for a protein of 92 amino acids. The record is from RefSeq and is a predicted model, not a curated record. Gene Ontology annotation, molecular function: DNA binding; transcription coregulator activity.